Molecule: messenger RNA, 2937 nt
Organism: Danio rerio (zebrafish)
Lineage: Eukaryota; Metazoa; Chordata; Actinopteri; Cypriniformes; Danionidae
Source: RefSeq, a predicted model, not a curated record
GGCUUUCCACUCAACGACAGAGUUAAAAUGCAACUGUCAAGUUUAACAAGGUAACUAAUAAUAGAUAUGAAGUAGUCAGGCUCAGGGUCGAGAUAACCUUUAAACGCGCACCGACAGCCGUGUUGACGUUUUUACGCGCUCGCGUUGCGCGUGCACCCAAGACGCAACAGGCGGACCACAGUUUGCGCGAGUGAGCAGUCCGGUUUAGUUCACAUGUAAAUUCUAAGAAGGACAGCCUUUGGAAAAGGCGUCACGAAGUGAUUUUUUAAUCAUACAUUUUUAGUUGAUUGUCUUUCACCAAGCGGAGAGGACAUAUUCCCAAGCCUUUUGCAUUUUUUUCAGUUGAUUGGCAAAUUAGCAUAAAUGCGGUUCGUGUAGAUGGAAAAUUAGACUCGCAAACGUCUACGUGAAACUCCUCUACGUAAGUUUACGUAUGUAGCUUCUUCCUAAUUAUAACCCGAGCUUGCGGUCAGUAACUGUAUCUGGAGGGUCAAAGGCUCGCGCAAUGAGGACUCAGCCCUGCACCUCGACUGGCCUCUGACAACUUCACUACAUCCACAGGAGUCGCGGAACAUAUAGGUUUUUCAACCCACUAAGGUUCCUAAAGCAAUGCCUGUUCCUCCUCCUCCUCCACCUCCCCCAGCACCACCUCCCCCACCUCCACCUGCCACAGCUCCUGCACAAUCACGAACAGAUCCUCCAAAACUCCAGCAUUCUGAGGGUGGAGGACGCAGUGCGCUUCUGUCUGACAUUCAGAAGGGGACAAGACUGAAAAAGGUCGCACAGGUCAAUGACCGAAGUGCACCAGUUUUUGACAAACCUAAAGUGAAUAAUGUGGAUGACAGUGGAAGAAGUACAGGGAACUCCUCAAACACAGCGGGAUCUGCUCCACCUGCAGUGACCCCAAGUCUUGGUGGACUGUUUGCUAAAGGAUUUCCUGUUCUUAAACCAGUUGGACAAAGAGACAAACGAACUCAUCACAAUCCAGUGUCUCGUUCCGGUUCUACUGCAAGCCUGAAGCAACCUCUCUGGAACCCUCCAUCACAAGGAGAUGGUUUUAGAGGAAGCGCCCCUGAUCUCUCUCCCUCGCACAGACCUUUAGAGAGAACCUCUUCACAGUCCAAGGCUCGUCCUGUUUCCUCAUACACACCUCCAACCUCCCCCAGCCAAACUACACAUCCUACUUUCAAACUGUCCUCUACCCCUCCUUCCUCUGCCCCACCCCCUCCUCCACCACCUCACCAGGAACGUCCUAUUAACAAACCACCUCCUCUCCCCACUUGCCCACCACCACCCCCGCCUCCUCAAAUGGCCAAACCCACUUGGUUACCCGUCCAAUCACACUCCAUCCCCAUGCCUACAACCCCACCUCCUCCACUGCCACCCUCAGUUCCUCCAUCCUCUCUUCCUGACAGAUCAUCUGGGGUUUCCUACCCACCGCCUCCUCCACCACCUCCAUCGGUUCCUCCAUCAUCACUCCCUGACAGGUUAUCUGGGUUUUUUUACCCUCCGCCUCCUCCACCAUUGUCAUCACACUCUAACCGCUCAUCUGGAGUCUUCUAUCCAUUGCCUCCAUCUCCGGGGUCAUUUGAAAUGAAGGAUAGUCCAUUAGGACCUCCUCCCCCACCUCCACCUCUUCCUGCUUCAUUUGCGUGCAGUCACUCCUCCUCAGCACCUCCUCCACUACCCCAGAAAGCUCCUCCUUUGCCUUCACCAACAUACAGGCCCAGCGUACCACCUUUACCACCGUCCUACCCCUGUAAUGCCCCCAGCAGACGCCCCCCUGCAGUGCCACGUUUUGCAGGUGCUCCACGGAUGGCUCCACCCCCUGCUCCACCAGCCCGCUCUCCUAACACUGAGCUAUCCAGCAGGAUCCCACCUCCUCCGCCCCUUCCAGUAUCUGCUGCACCUGGAUCAGUGCGCAAUGGACACCUGCACAGUUUAGAUGACUUUGAAUCAAAGUUUCACUUCCAUCCAAUAGAGGACUUUCCCCCUCCCGAAGAGUUCAGGCCCUUCCCACGUAUCUACCCCAGCAAGGAGAACAGAGUAAACCCACAUCCUCCUGCCAUGAUGACUCAUUUAAGAUAAAAUGGGACAAUAUGGAUAUAAAGUACGGUGCUAACCUUUAUCAGGAUGUUUAUUUAAGUCAUCAUCAGUGAAGAACAGCAGCCAAAUCUGUUGGUGAAAUGAACUCUCGUUCAACAAAAUCUGUAAAAACAUUCUGCAAAAAAAACAACAACAACAACAACAACAAAGACAUCUUCUUGUUGACAUUACACUUUCAAAUAAAAGCCAUGUUUGUUUGUAAAAGGGAAGAAGUUUGACCAGUAAGAGUGAAACAGGGUUUUCAAGGUAAAUGGUUAAAACAGAUAAAAAUAUAUACCCUUUUGAGGGAUGUAAACAAUAACAAUGGACCUAACACAUUUCCCUUUUUACAUAUUUAAUUACCAUAGCUCCCGAGAAUCCUAAAAGGUACACACACUGAUAAAUAUGAAAGCUAUUUUAACCUAGAUAUAUGAUUGAAUUGUCUCAUGUUAGUUAUUUAAAAAAUUGACAACAAGCAGGAAGUGUUCAUGGGCCAAUGUCAUCACCACAUCGAAAUGACAUUGUAUAAACUAAAACUGUUUUUUAGGCAAUAUUGUCUGUUUUUUGCUUCCUGUGGCUGCUUUAGUCUUUUUGUUACAGAGUCUCUUUGUCUAAAAAAUCAAAUCAACACCUAAUAACAUACCUGUUUCUGCUCAAUCAACAUUUAAUUGCUUCAUCUCUCUGUAUUUAAAAUCUGUGCCAGUAUGAAUUGCUGUAUUAAAGCUCUGAAUCAGGAGAAAAAUACUCAAGCGAGACUAUGGGUAACAGUGCCACCCACUGGACAUGCUUGCAAUUUAUUGCUCUGACUGAAUCUGAAUACAUUAUAUAACCCAAUAAACAACAUGUACAAGA